AUGUCUUCGGAAGGAGAAGGGUUGGGUCUAGUUCCACGAAGUGCUUAUGAUGAUCAAUGUACUGAUCCAGAAGUAAAGACUGUUAUAAAACUACCGAAAGCAGUACCCGGUGAUGUUUCCACAGCCUUACUCAAGAGGCAUCAUGAUUAUUAUGCAGAGGCAGAGCUUGUUAGUGUGUCUCGAGCUCCAGUCAGAAAAGGUCUCAGAAAUGACAAGCUCAUCAUUUGUGAGCACUUUGGUCAAUGUAGUGGAUGCCAGCUCCAGAUGCUUCCAUACGAGAAUCAGCUAGAAUUCAAACUGGACAUCAUUAAAAGAGCAUACAAAUAUUUCUAUCCAAAACUAGACUGCUCCAAGGUUGAAGGCUUUGGCCUUGUUGUCGAUUCUCCAAUGCAAUUUUCAUAUCGGACGAAGCUUACUCCACAUACUGUUGUUCCUAAGAAAUUUGGGAUGGAAUUUCUCCCAGUACCUGUCGGAUUCAACAAUGCAGUCCUUGGAAAUCCUAUUGUUGACAUUAACCAUUGUCCAAUCGCCACUAGUCCAAUAAACGCUGUCAUCCCCGAACUCAAGAAGCAACUCAAUGAUAAAUUGGCUGCAAAAUUGGAGUCCAAGUCCAAAAUAAAAGUUGCUCCAGACUUUAUUCUCAGGGACAGUAUAAGAAUCAAUCAUGCUACCGGUGAGUACACAAAUGUGUGUUUAACGCAAAGAAACAAUGUUGUUACCGAAAAAGUGAAGGAGUUCGUAUUUCAGUUUGAAGCCAACGAGUUUUUCCAGAACAAUCGGUCAAUUUUGCCGACAUUCAUUGAUUUUAUAAGCUUCCACUUGUCUCAUGUCAACUUCAAACACAUUGUUGAUGCUUAUUGCGGAUCUGGCUUUCUCGGGAUUUCUUUGUCGAGCCAACUCCCAAAAGAUGGUAAAGUAUUUGGCAUCGAAAUCUCAAAAAAAUCUAUUGAAUAUGCUAAGCAUAACGCAGGUAUAAAUGGGAUCCCAAUGCCUGAAAAAAUGAUGUUUGUGUCGGGAAAUUCUGAUUCCAUCUUUACUGACGGCAACUUUUUAGGCUCAGGUGUUCAUGGAAGCAACAGCGUCGUUAUCAUGAACCCUUCUAGAAAAGGUUCCACAGAUGAGUUUAUUCAGCAAUUGGUGGAUUUCAGGCCCAAAGCCAUCAUUUAUGUCAGCUGUAAUGUCUUCACACAAGCGCGAGACUUAGCGUCUCUUCAAACUUUUGCGGAUCGGCUGGGUGUUAAUUAUCAGGUCAAAACAAUCACUGGUUUUGACUUUUAUCCUCAAACAAAACAUGUCGAAUCAGUUGCGGUUCUAGAGCUACAAGAGUGA
This is a messenger RNA of Metschnikowia bicuspidata var. bicuspidata NRRL YB-4993, 1329 nucleotides long. RefSeq lists its product as uncharacterized. The record is from RefSeq and is a predicted model, not a curated record. The transcript has a single exon. The coding region runs from base 1 to 1329 and encodes 442 amino acids. Gene Ontology annotation, biological process: tRNA processing. Gene Ontology annotation, molecular function: tRNA (uracil(54)-C5)-methyltransferase activity, S-adenosyl methionine-dependent. Lineage: Eukaryota; Fungi; Ascomycota; Pichiomycetes; Serinales; Metschnikowiaceae.